AUGUCGUCGUCCGGCGCUCCUGCCGCUCCUCCGGCUUCAGUUGCGUCGUCUUUGCAGUCUUCACAUCCUCCCGCGCGAGAUGAGGGGGAGUUCGCUGAGUUGGUCGACUCGGCGUCCCGGGCUCGCGGGGUCAGCGAUGGGCAGGAGCACCCUGUCAUCGAUCUGACAACUUCCCGUGGGUUCGACCGGGAGUCCGAGUCGGCAUCUCGCACUUCUCCUCGCCGCUCGCCGAGUCCGCGUGGUGACACCACUUCGGACGCCGCCGACCUUGGUCGGUCGGACUCGGCUAGGCCGGUGAGUCUCGACUCUCUCGCUGCGCUGAUCCAUGCGCAGUCCGACCUCGAGGAACGGUUGAAGACUGUCGAGGAGGAGCGUGACCGAUGGAAAGCCGAGUCGAAGAAGUCGUCCCCUCUCCUGACCAGCUUCCGGAAGGUGAUGGCCGAGUCUGAAGCUUCCUUGAAGUCGGCCAGCAAGUUUCAGGAUGAUAAAGUGAAGUCGGCUCUCGCUCACGCUAAGGAUCUCGGCAGGCAGCUCAGGGAACGCAACUCGGAGAUUGAGCGUUUGACUCAGCUUCUUUCGGCUCGUGACGCCGAGUACGCUGUGCUCCAGGGGAUCUCGACCAAGCACUUCGAGCAACUGCAGGAGUCGGCUCGGCUACUCAUUUCUGGAGACGCCCAGCCUCUCCGUGAUGCCAAGGCUACCAUCAAACACCAGCGUGAGGUCAUCCUCCGGCAGAAUCGUGUCAUUUCUCGCAUGGGUCUUUUACCAAUGCACGACCCUCACAUGGCAUUGUGGUGA
Messenger RNA from Phytophthora sojae, 798 nucleotides. RefSeq lists its product as hypothetical. The transcript has 2 exons. The record is from RefSeq and is a predicted model, not a curated record. Bases 1 to 798 code for a protein of 265 amino acids. NCBI's taxonomy places the organism in Eukaryota, Oomycota, Peronosporomycetes, Peronosporales, Peronosporaceae.